AUGACGGAGUACACUCUAACUCAUUUCCAUGUCGGUAAGUACAAGAAGAAGGUUAAAUUGAAUGCUCAAAUGACCAAGGAAUUGCAAAAAGCAACCAAGGCUAAGCCUAAAGAACUAAAACUGAAGCUCACAAACGAAAAAGUGGUCUUUCAGAACAAGAAGGAUGAGCUCAUACUUGCUAAUAUUGAAAAAAUGCGCAAAAGCACGGAUGAGAUGGUUGUAGUAGCCGCCACGAAGCUGGGCUCAAACCCACCUGGUCGAAUUUUCGCUAUGAGAUUCUCUAAUUUGGAGGCGUUAAAGGAAUUUUUUGACAUCGUUGACCGUAAAUCUAGAGGUGAGGAAGUAAAGAAACCCACGCCGAAGGACUCUGUACCAACCUCUACCCCAGCCGCAUCGGAAAAGCAGACACGAACGCCUUCACGCAUGCCAAGUGCAUCCAGGCAGAGCAGUUCUGAGAUGAGCUCCACUACGCUCCCUUCAAACCUCACCACUACGAUUGAUGAUGGGCUCAGCUCAACAACUAAUCCUCAAAAGGGAAAGCGAUCUUCAGUGUCUCAGUCCCUCUCCCGACCUGCUUAUACACCACUUCCUCAAAAUCAUUCAAAUUGGGGAGCUACCACUUAUGUGACGACGGACGCGUUGGACAAACGCAGGGCUUCUAGUUCCCCCAAGCGCAAAGACAGGAUGUCAGCUAAAGACAUUUAUCCAAUAAAUGAGAAAAUUAUGAAGAAAAAGGGUAAGAACAGCUUUGAAAUGAGUAUUCUAACUUACGUGCCGGGCAAAGGAAUGGUGAAAUCGGACAAGGGGAAUGGGUACUUCUAUCACACAACGAAACGCAAUGCAUCCGUCAGUGAAACAUUGUCUUCAACUACAUCAACGUACUCGUUGACGUCAAAAACGGAUUCACCGAGGAAGAAACAGCUUCUACAUAAACCAAAAGCCAACCACUUAAGCAGCUAUUCUUCAAGCAGUCGUAGCAACGAUUCGAACAGCAGUUCUAGCGGCAGCAGCAGCAGCAGCAGCAGCAGCAGCUCUUCCUUACCUUCGUCUGUCAUUCUAGCUGAGAACAUGAAUAUCUGGAAAUGUCGUAGUCAGACCACAUUAAAUUCAUUUUCUUCCUCGGGGAUUACGGAGACUAUCACAUUGGACGAACCCGAUGUUCGAAGACCGUCAAGAACGCAAUCAAGUGAAUACGUCAGGUGCCCAACAUGUCACCAGCGCACCAAUGUUAUGAUUCGUAGGCAGUAG
Hydatigera taeniaeformis is the source of this 1248-nucleotide messenger RNA. Lineage: Eukaryota; Metazoa; Platyhelminthes; Cestoda; Cyclophyllidea; Taeniidae. The record is from the annotation of a GenBank genome assembly.